Messenger RNA from Ochlerotatus camptorhynchus, 1611 nucleotides. RefSeq lists its product as uncharacterized. The record is from RefSeq and is a predicted model, not a curated record. The coding region runs from base 463 to 885 and encodes 140 amino acids. Lineage: Eukaryota; Metazoa; Arthropoda; Insecta; Diptera; Culicidae. The transcript has 3 exons.
CACAUAAACAUCUCGCCAGUUCCGAACACUGUCCACCCAUCCUCGCCACCGCGCGUUUCAAGCCAUUUUCGCGUUCGAGCAAAAAUCCCUGCGCACACCCGCGAAACACCCGUUCCACUAUCCGCACCUUCACUGCGAUAGUGGUAGAUCCGCGAGCAACCUUUCAUUUUGAAGCAUCGAGUCCGAGAGAGAGCGAGCAAGACGGUUUUCGAUUUGCUGUCAAAACAAAGGAGAAAAGCCAAUCUGCAAAAGCAAAAGUGGCAGCAGCAGUUUUCGAGUGUGGAGAGGGCUUUUAUUUUCAUUUUUUGCAGUUUUAACCCGAACAGAAAGUGGCAUUUUCCCGGACAAUUUGAUCCGUUCUACGUGAGGAAUCCAUCCGAAUCAGUCGACUACGGCCAGCAGUUGAUCUGCGAAAAGAAUUUCCUGAUUUGCAUUUUCUUCGAGGUUUUCGAGGAGGAAAAUAUGGAACGAGGCAUUGGACGACAGGGACCGAUGAUGUCGUCUCCGGGAAUGUCCCGACGGCCUGGUGGAAUGCCACCACGGGAUAGCUAUCAAUCACAUUCAUACCAUCAGCAGCAGCAGCAGCAGUCCAGUCCACAUCAACAUCACCAGCAACAGCAGCAGCAGCAGCAGCAGCAACAACAACAACAACAACAACAACAGCAUUCGCCAAGUCAAUUCCAGCAUUCUCAGCACGAUGAGCUGAUACGAUACAUUCAUGAGGCUUGGAAUAGCAUUACGCAAGAUAAAAGCCAAAAUCCCCCAGUAUUCUACAAGAGUGUACCUGAGCCGCGGCUGGCCGGUUUCACCCCGUUCGAUCUGGAAGCCUACUGGGGCCGACGGUUAGUACACAAGAUCAACAUCUCCGCCCACGGUCACCAGUAGUCAUGUUCGCCGACGACGACGGCGACGGCGACGAUGACUGGCGACGAAUGGGGGAGGUGGAGAAAAACAAAUUCAAAACAACGGAUAAUUCAACAACUGUCAAAGAGUAGACAUUUAAAACAACAGCAGAAACAAACGAAAGCGAAAUGUGAACCGACACAACUGGGAGCGGAAAAUGGACCUAUAAUAUCGGCAUACAUACAAAUACGCAGACACAUACACAUACACACACACACACUCAGACGAAACAAACACACUCACAGACAUAGACACGGUUCCAUCUAGUAGUACACAAUUAUUUUUUUUAUUAAUUUUCGGGAAAUGGGACGCAUUGGCAGGAUUUGUAUUAAUGAUUCAGAAGCAAAGUUUUUUUUUCUAAACGAAACACUAGAAAGACAUUUAAAAUUCCGAGUAAAAGUUAAAUCCUUGUUGCAAGGAUUAAAAAACAAACCAUGAUCAUUGAGCGUUAAAAAUGUCUUUUUAAAUUUACAAAAUACGAGUGUAAAUUGAGGUUAAAAGUAAUUGUGAACCUAAAAUCUAAAACUGAAAAACAAUAAAGAAACUAUUGUUUUCUCUUUUUUUUUUAAUUUGUUCUGUUUUUCGUUUCCUCUUUUUUUUUAAACACACAUCUCUGUAAAAACAAACUAUGGAUGAAUUGAAAAUGUAAUAAACAGUAAAAGGGUAAACCUGUAAAAGUUCGUUUCCUGAUGACUACGAGCAGUGAGA